GGAGGGAAUUGACUUCCGAGUUUUGAUGUCGCAUCAUACUCAUAGGCCAUAUAUUAUAGCUACUCGCAACUCGCAAGUCUUAAGUCUUAAAGAUUUUCAAUUUCCUGUUUUCCGUCUGUGUCUGCUGACGAAUAAUUUAAAUUUCUUUAUUAUUUUUCGAUCACACGGUUCGUCGUCUAUGCUCCGUCUUGUGACUUACGUCGUCUACGCGAUGGACUGUCUUAUGUAAAAGUCAGUCGAUUGAUAUUUUCAUUGUUUCUUUGUUAUUUUUUUUAAUUUCGUCUGAUAAGUGACGGACGGCGGACAAUUCAACGUCGAACACCACUUGACAUGGAAAGUCUAUGCAACUACGCCAGUGACGACGACAACAGUCCGACUAGUCCGAGUCCCCGGAGGGAAGUCGCUGUACGUGUUUAAUGUUAUCAGCAGCUGAUUGCGUCUAAUUGGGAAGACUACUAAACAUUGAACUAAACUUACCAGAACUAAUGGAAUGGAAGCUGAUGCAAAUUAUGAACAAGUUACCAUGGAUAUGAGUGAGCAGGAAUCAAACCAUAGCUCAACCAAAUCACCUCCACUUAAAAGUCAAACUUCACCUUCCAGUUCAGCAUCAUCCCCUACUUCUGUAUCGCAAACUUCGAGAUCACGUCAUACCAGCAAACAUGGAAAUCAUAGUGAUACAAAAACAAAUAGUUCCGAUGAAGAAAAAAAAAGUCAUAUCCGUCAUCGAAGAAAUAAAUCAAGGGAUCGUCAUAGUAAAAAACAUUCUCGUCGGUCAAGGAGUCGCAGUAGCGGUAGAAAACGUUCUCGUCGAUCUCGUAGUCAUAGUCGUAACAAAAAACGAUCGCGUCGCUCACGCAGUCGAAGUGAAAGAAAUGGUAAAAGCAGGAGAUCGAGUCCUCAUUCUAGACAUGAAACAAAGAAUCACAAUAAACACAGUCGGUCUAAAAGUAAAGAAAAGUAUACAUCAUCACAUAAUUAUUUCUUAGAGAAGAAGGCUAACAAUAAACGGCAAAUUUUAGAUAAAUUGGGAAUUGAAUUGAAAGUUCCCUCAAUUGGAAAUUCUGUACUACCAUCAACCACAGUAGUCACCCCUCAGCUAUUGCUACAAAAAUCUAUGGAAGCACAAGUUGAAAAAGUGAAAGAACAAACAGGCAUAGAGUUACCAUCUUAUUACAAUCCAGUAGCUGUAAACCCUAACAAAUACGCUGAACAGAUUCAAAAACGAAAACUUUUAUGGGGAAAUAAACAAAACAAUGAGGUUGUUAAACAAAUUGAAGAGACUAAACCACCUGUAAUAACUAAUAACAAGACUGCAACCAUUUGGCAGUCCACAAAAUUUGGGGAUCAGGAUGGCAAAGUUACUGCCAAGUUCAAAAGGCUAAUGGGCAUCAAAGAUCCGAUAGGUGUUGAUAAUCAAACAUCUCAACAAGGACAAUCAAAAGACAUUAUUAAAAAACAAGAAGAAAUGUUUAACUCAAUGGAAAGUCAAUAUGAAGUUGCUCGCAUGGCAACACAUACUCACCGAGGGCUGGGUCUUGGUUUUGGUACAUUUCAACAGCGGUAGAUCUUAUCUUUAAACAUUUAAAUAAAUAUUGUACAUUGAAACCACACUAUUAGUAUUUAAUUUUAGAUUUCUUAAUCUGGAAUCUUUUGUAUAUUUUACACUUAUCAUAUUUAUGUUUUAUUUAAAUACAUAACGUAAUUUUGUUGUUGAUAUUAUAUAAGCCUUUUUAAAUUCAUUAUAGUUCCCUAUGAGACCA
Acyrthosiphon pisum (pea aphid) is the source of this 1760-nucleotide messenger RNA. Its product is annotated as arginine/serine-rich coiled-coil protein 2. The transcript is spliced from 8 exons. Lineage: Eukaryota; Metazoa; Arthropoda; Insecta; Hemiptera; Aphididae. Bases 491 to 1564 code for a protein of 357 amino acids. The record is from RefSeq and is a predicted model, not a curated record.